Umbelopsis ramanniana AG is the source of this 1196-nucleotide messenger RNA. RefSeq lists its product as uncharacterized. The transcript is spliced from 4 exons. The coding region runs from base 1 to 1083 and encodes 360 amino acids. The record is from RefSeq and is a predicted model, not a curated record. Lineage: Eukaryota; Fungi; Mucoromycota; Umbelopsidomycetes; Umbelopsidales; Umbelopsidaceae.
AUGCCUCCAAAAACUCAUGGAGAAACCAAUAUUCAACCGACUAAGCAUAUACAAACCAUAAUAUCUUAUGGCAAGGACGUCAUAGUUGGUGCAUUGAUCACCAUCAAACCGAUACUCUCAUGGCUCUUGGCAGGAGCAAUACUGGCCGCCAUGGUUUCAUACACAUACAAUACAGUUACAGAUUCAGUCACAACGUUAAUAUGUCCAAGCAUUUGGGGUUCCUACAUUCCAUUUUGUCAAGAUGUCCGCGCACCGGUACCUGACUUUUCUCAGCUGGUGGAGAAACAAGUCAACCUGUACGAGACGAUGACCUCCCAAUAUAAUCCAGACACCAUCUCGGCCAUCGAACUCAAAAAAGUCGAGUUAGCCACCAGAGAUUUGCAAGUUAUGAUUAAAUACUCAGGAUUGGGCAGCGCUCACUUGUUGGAUGACAAGCUUGGCGAUUACUUGUUACGAUCACGAGACCUUGGAAGGAAAAUCCAAUCACUUCAAGCCAAAACGAAAGGAACCAUUGAUAAUCUUAUUACUUACAACAGUUUUAUUUUGAGAAAACUUCAUGAUUUGGAAACCAAGAAGGGUAGUAAGCAGGAAUUGCGCAAGUUAUAUGAAACGUCGAUGGGCUUAGUUGAGGACGAAGCAGCUAGGUUGAUUCUCGCCAUUGAGGAAGCCCAAGGCUGUCUUGAUCGACUGGAAGAGGACUUGUACUCCAUACAAGAAAUAACUACACAAGAAGCAUAUUUCCAAGACCAACAUCGACCAAGUCUUCUCGCUGACAUUCUCAAUAUGAUCUCUGGAAAAGGAAUGAGACGACCUUUAGUGGAAAAGAACAUGAUGUUACUCAACAACUUUGAGCUUCAGCGUCGGGAUGCCGCAGAGAAGCUACAGUUGAUGUUGCACCGCAUGAUUGCCUUUCAGACGGAUUUGGAAGAGCUUAGAUCUCAAGUUGUUCGACCCAUCAUCAUCGCUGACUCACUACCAUUGGAAGUUCAUAUCGAGAACGUUGGCAAAGGAAUUGCACGCUUACGGCAGAGCAAAGUUCUAGAAACAUCCCCAAAAGAAGCAUUGCUUGUUGGAAAGGAUUGAUUUUUUUUUUCAGUAUUUUAAAAGUAAAUCUAGCCUUGCCUUUGUAAUUAUUUAUGUAACAAUAUUCAGUACAAUGUCUUUAAGAAACCCCUAUUUUUUAUUAACAUGGGAAG